UCAUACUUAUUUGCAGACUUUUAUAUUUUAUUUAUAUACAAUACACGAUAUAAAACGAAAAUAUAUAUAUAUAAGUAGCUAAUUUAAAUGCAGUAUAAAGUUAAAGAUAUAAUUCGCAUGUAACGCAUGAAAGAUUGAUGUACGUUAAAAAAUGACGCUUGUUUGGAGAUUAUUGACGAGAAAUAUUGCUUCGAGAAAAAUAAAUUUUCAUAAAUCUUCACUGGUGCAUAAACAAUUAUUUUAUACAUGUUCGAAACCGUUGAUCAGGAUCUAUGGAAAAACAUGUGUAUUUUCUCCGUUAAGAUAUCACGGAAGCAGUACCUUAAAAACGAAAGUUUUAAACUCUACCGUGGAAACUAUCGCACGAAAGAAAAUAUCAGAUUUUAAAAGUUUGUUUAUGUUAGCAGUACCUGAAAAAUGGAGGUUAUUUGGUGCAAUCACAUUUUUACUGAUUUCAUCUGCUAUCACAAUGGCUGUACCUUUUUCUUUAGGAAAAUUGAUUGAUAUCGUUUAUACAACUGAAAAAGAACGUAUGAAAGAAAAACUGAAUCAAUUAUGCAUUAUUUUGUUUGGAGUAUUCCUUGUCGGAGGUAUAUGUAAUUUUUGUAGAGUCUAUUUAAUAUCUACCGCCGCGCACAGGGUAACUCAGUCUUUAAGAAAACAAUUGUACGCUGGUAUUCUUCGUCAAGAGGUGGCAAUGUUUGAUAAAUCCAGUACAGGAGAGUUUGUUGGAAAAUUAUCUGGAGAUACGCAACUGGUUAGUUACGCGUUAACAAGAAAUUUAUCGGAUGGAUUGCGUUCCGCUGUUAUGAGCGUCGCUGGAGUAUCCAUGAUGUUCUAUGUUUCACCUAAAUUAGCGGUGCUUGGUCUGGCUAUAGUACCACCGAUAGCUGGUUUAGCCAUAGUUUAUGGGCGUUUUUUAAAAAAUAUUUCAACCAACAUACAGGAUAGUUUAACGUCGUUAAAUACAAUAGCCGAAGAAAGGAUCAGUAAUAUAAGGACAGUAAAAGCUUUUGCGAAAGAAAUUGAUGAAGUUAAACGUUAUAAUUUUCAAUUAGAGAAUCUGCUCAAAGUAUGCUACAAAGAGAGUUUAUAUAGAGGAAUAUUUUUUGGAUUAACCGGUUUCUCAGGAAACGCGAUCAUCCUGUCUGUUUUAUAUUACGGUGGAACUAUGGUUUCCGACUUGUCGCUGACAGUUGGAAGCUUAAGCGCUUUCUUAAUAUAUGCCGCAUACGUAGGAAUAUCAUUGAAUGGAUUAUCUUCAUUUUAUAGCGAAUUAAACAAAGCAUUAGGUGCAAACAUGCGUUUAAUUGAAUUAAUCGAAAGAGAACCAGCAAUACCUAUUGGCGGUGGUAAAAUUCCGGAAAAUCAAUUAUCAGGUGAUAUUCAAUUCCAAAAUGUUAGUUUUGCUUAUCCUACGAGGAAGAAUGCGUGGAUUUUGAGAAAUUUUACUUUGAACGUUCCAAAAUGUAUGGUGAUCGCUAUCGUUGGAUCGUCAGGUUGUGGAAAAUCUACAGUAGCAUCGCUAUUGUUAAGACUUUAUGAUCCGAAUUCAGGAUGUAUACUUUUAGACAAUCAUGAUCUUAGGUCUCUCGAUCCUUCCUGGGUGAAAUCACAGAUCAGUAUUGUUUCUCAGGAACCUGUUCUCUUUAGUGGAACGAUAAGAGAAAAUAUAUUAUACGGAUUAGAAGAUCCAACAAAAUCUGACGAGAUGGAACAAAUUGCGAAACAUGCUCACGUUUUGGAAUUUACAAAGAACAUGCCGGAUGGUUUGGAUACGUUAGUCGGAGAAAGGGGAAUUACCCUUAGCGGCGGACAGCGACAAAGAGUUGCUAUUGCCAGAGCAUUGAUAAAGAAACCAACAAUUUUAAUUCUGGACGAAGCGACGAGUGCGUUAGAUGCUGAAAGUGAACAUUAUGUACAGCAAGCUUUAGAAAAAGCUGUUCAAGGUCGAACAGUGUUAAUUAUAGCCCAUAGAUUUAGCACAAUAAAAAAUGCUGACAAGAUCGUGGUUUUGAACAAAGGACAAGUAGCAGAAAGUGGAACUUACAAGGAACUUAGGAGUUUAAACGACGGUUACUUUAAUAAGUUAGUUCAACAUCAAACUUUUACCUAAAUCGUAUAAUUUUUAUGUAUCAGAAAAUUGUAUGUGUGUUGUGUGUGUGUCUGUCUGUUUCUCUGUGUGUUUUAUCAACCAAAUGACUGAUAGUGUCUAACGAUUAUUUGUUAAGGUCAUUGAAAAUCACAUUUGUAAUAAAUAAUUAAUAAAUUUAUUAAUUUAUAGAA
Osmia bicornis bicornis is the source of this 2286-nucleotide messenger RNA. Its product is annotated as ATP-binding cassette sub-family B member 10, mitochondrial. Gene Ontology annotation, molecular function: ABC-type oligopeptide transporter activity; ATP binding; ATP hydrolysis activity. Bases 152 to 2116 code for a protein of 654 amino acids. Gene Ontology annotation, cellular component: membrane. The transcript is spliced from 4 exons. NCBI's taxonomy places the organism in Eukaryota, Metazoa, Arthropoda, Insecta, Hymenoptera, Megachilidae. Gene Ontology annotation, biological process: transmembrane transport. The record is from RefSeq and is a predicted model, not a curated record.